Molecule: messenger RNA, 7685 nt
Organism: Haliotis rubra (blacklip abalone)
Lineage: Eukaryota; Metazoa; Mollusca; Gastropoda; Lepetellida; Haliotidae
Product: NFX1-type zinc finger-containing protein 1-like
Biological process (GO): regulatory ncRNA-mediated heterochromatin formation
Cellular component (GO): nuclear RNA-directed RNA polymerase complex
Molecular function (GO): helicase activity
Source: RefSeq, a predicted model, not a curated record
UCGUUACAACUUCUAAAAUGCCCCUCAAAACCUGAGUUAGUUAUUUCGUGACUUGGAUUCAAAUCAUCCAAUUUCAAUUCGAAGCUUCAAUGCAAACAGUGUUGUUAUUCUUUCCAUUUGACCUCGAGGUCAUGUAUAUUGAUGAAGAAGCGACAUGUGCGCACUGCACCUAAAUCGAAACUACAUAUAUGGCCAUUAAAAUGACGCAAGCGGACGAUUUCGUAGAAUUGUGUUGCUGUUCACGGAAGACGAUCAGUAUUGUGCGAGCACUUUGAAGUGACAGGUGCAUUGUGACAGAUGUUGGUGUACCUAUGUCCACCAGAGAGUCUUGAGCAGUUUUCAGCUUCAAAACUGGAGAGCUGAGUAAAAGACGCAGAUGUAAAAGACACAAUUCAAAGUAAAGGCGGGACAGAUUUACGAACUUAACAUGUAGAAAGGCUUCUGAUUUAAGAAAAAUAGAAAGAGGUAACAGAAUCCAACAACCGACCUUUAACCGACCUUGGAACAGCUAGCAAGGUUAUAACAACAGAGUUUCUGGUCAGUGUACAGGAGAGUUCUGUAUAUGGAAAGCUUGGAAGUGAUUGAGGACAAGACGAUUGAGGAUUGAUCACUUGACCACCUUGUUAAGGAGAAAGUAUAUCAAAUGGAGAAAAGACUGAAAGGCAACAAUUUAAAAAGGUAUGACGAAUUUGGUUCUUAUAAUGAUGUUUACUCCAUCAAAGACAUUGCUACCUUUGAGGAAGGGGAAAUUGAGGAGUUAGAAGAAGGUGAGUUGGAUGAGAGAGAGCUUCAUUAUCCCCAAAAUGUUCAGAGUUCACGUAAUAUAACCAAGGUUCAAGGAAGGGAUCCAAAAUAUCAAAAAAGGUCUAUUGAGAGAAGUCAGUCACAUAGGAGAAGCAGAGACAAAUCACCUGGUAGAGCAAGACAACCAGAGAAGGACAGAGCCAUAUCAUCAGAAAGAGCCUACCCUUCAAAGGGGUAUUCAAACAGAUCCCAAGAGCACAGGCAAAUCCGGGAUAGAUCAAGGAGCAGAGAGAGAAGGAUAAGACAUGAAGGACAGUCAAAUCAACAUCACCACGAUCGCCGUCAUCAUGGUGGAAAUAGGUCCAUAUCACCAGGAAGAGUUGAGUAUCAGACAGAGAGAUACCGGAUGUCAGAAAAAGCCUACCCUUCAGAGGGGUAUUCAAACAGAUCCCAAGAGCACAGGCAAAUCCGGGAUAGAUCAAGAAGCAGAGAGAGAAGGAUAAGACAUGAAGGACAGUCAAAUCAACAUCACCACGAUCGACGUCAUCAUGGUGGAAAUAGGUCCAUAUCACCAGGAAGAGUUGAGUAUCAGACGAGAGAUAGAAUCAUAUCAACAGAGAGAUACCGGAUGUCAGAAAAAGCCUACCCUUCAGAGGGGUAUUCAAACAAAUCCCAAGAACACAGGCAAAUCCGGGGUAGAUCAAGAAGCAGGUCAUCUGACAGAAGAAAACAAGAAGGAACAUGCCAACCCGAGAGUGACAGAAUAUUUUCACCAGACCGAGAUUGUGCACUUGGAGGAUCAUUGGGAAGUGGCAGGUAUUGUGACAGAUCAUUUAACAGAUCUUACAGAUCAAGUGAGAGAUGCAGAGGCAAAUCAUUAGACAAAUAUUUGUUCCAAGAGAAAAUACAAGACCCUAGGUGUUCAACCACAACAUAUCAGAAUUCCAGAUCUGAGCAUGUGCAGGGACAUCUAGAAGGAUCUAGAGGCAUAAAACGGAGUCAUCCUGACACAGUAUCUGCAAAAUGGGAAUGGGAAUGGGAGUGUAAAAAGCAGUACAAAGGAACUAAUCAGACAAACAGACAUGAUUCAUACCAGAAGAAACGACAGCAAAAUCAUGGAUUGCUUCGAACUAUAUUGUUUCUGAACAAACCUAUCCCUGAGCCUAAUGUAAUAGCAUCAACACUUGCAAAUCAAAGUGACAAGCUUGAAGCCUAUCUUUGUAAAAAUGACAUAUGUCCACUGAUUUUUCGCCUCAUCUCUGUUUUAGAAAAUUGUUCUAGAGCAACACUUUGCCAUGAAAAUAAGUUGAAAGUCAUGUAUGUGUUACGAACAAGAAAAUUCUUUGAAAGGAAAGAUAUCAUUGAUACACUGAAAGAUCAAGAAUCAUCUUCAGGUAAAGAUUCAUAUUUAGUGUUUUUGACGGAGCUACUGACACUCAUGAAAGCAAUGAUCCACGAAGUUAAAGUGGAAAAGAAAGAUAUUCAGAUCUGCAAAUCACUUAUAGAAAGUAGUCCUCAAAUUGAGGACGAGAAAGGCGAGGGACUAAAGAAGUUGCUGGGGGAGAUAUCAGAGCUGUACAAAAAACAGAACGUGAUGACUCUUGCCUCUAAUGCCCUGGAUGAAUAUCCUGUCAUAGAUCAGCCUAUUCUACCAAGCAUUGAGAUGAUAAAGUCUGGUGACAAAACCAGUAUUCCUAAGCAUGACACAUGUGAGCCAUUCCCCAGUGAACAACAUUAUGUGGCUCACAUGUAUGCCAUCUUCAGAGAAGACUUUGUACAGCCCCUUGUCAAUGGGAUAAGGAUGUACAUAUCUCACUUGGAGAAGCAUUCUAGACAGCGAUUUAGGAAUACUGAUGUUAAGCUCUAUGAGAAGGUACAGUUGAUUUCCACUAUCACACAGAGAGACAAUGGAAUGGCAUGGACAAUCCGUUUUGAGUCAAACUUCCGUAAAGGGUCGUAUAUUCCAUCAGUGCUCCAGUAUGGUAAUCUCCUCUGUCUCUCACAUGAUGGCUUCAAAUCUAUACACUAUGCAACAGUUGCUAACAGAGAUGCAAGUAAACUCAUCAACGGACAAAUAGACAUCACGUUUGUUGAGGACAGUGAUCUGUCACAUCUCCUUGAAGUGACAUUUGUAAUGCUUGAGUGCAGGGCAUUUUAUGAAGCAUAUUCUCAUUCAUUGGCAUCAUUAAAACUAAUGGCCAAGGAUAUAGAAUCCAACGAAAAAGUUCUUCCUCUGGGAAAAUAUCUGACAGGACAAUCACAAACUGUUUCAUAUCCUUCAUAUCUGGAUACAUGUGGUAAAGUGUCCUUUAAAUGUCUGAAACACUAUGGAGACAAUACUAUGAAAGAACAGACUUCUUACACAACUGAGGUGAGGAAACUUGAAUCGUGGCCAUGUUGUACAGAAAUUGGCUUGGAUGCAUCUCAGUUAUUGGCACUUAAACUAGUACUUAACAAUGAGAUUGCUUUAAUUCAAGGUCCUCCUGGAACAGGAAAGACAAUGAUGGGGAUUAGAAUAGUUGAAGUACUUCUUUCAAACAAAGUCAUGUGGCAGGGUCAGAUGCAAGCCAGACCACAUUGGGGGAGGUUCCAUCGUAAUGAUGCCAAAGGCCCACUGCUGUUGGUUAGUUACACUAACCAUGCAUUAGAUCAGUUCUUACAACUGCUACUGAAGUCUCCGAUCAUGGCCAGAUUCGGAGACCAAGACAUCAUCAGAGUUGGCUCAAGAUGCGAAGUUGAGGAACUGUCCAGAUUUGCCCUGAAGAAACACAGACGAAGUCAGUCCUCAGGUGAAUAUAAAAGAAGUUUUGGAGUUCUCAAAGAUAUUGAAAGAAUAGAUGAACUGAAUGACAUUCUAUCAUUGUACCAGACUACUCUGAUUCAUGAAGACAGUUUCAUGGGCAGUGGGAUAUUAUCCUUGUUCCAUUAUUCACAAUUUGAACAAAUGAGGUAUUACUUGGAAGGACUUCCAAACAACAAUAGCAUGUUGUGGUUAUGGUUGGAAUUGCCACACAGCUUGUUUUACGCUCAGUGCACAGCUGAAAAAUCCAACUUUCAAGAAGAACUUGUGCAAGCUGAGGAUAUUAGAAAUGAAGAUGAUGGGCGGAUCAUUGAUGACGACAGCGAUGAUGAUGAUGAUGCCUUUUUGUUUGGCUUAGUGCAUGGACAUAGCUUUUGGCAUUUUCCUUAUCCUAGAAUUGCUUUGGACACAAAACAACUGGAGAAUGAUCACUAUUUCUCAGAUUUGUCUGAAAAUGACUGCAAACAGAUCAUGACAGGGAUUAGAGAGCGCUUGGCUGUGCAGGACUCCAUGCCACAUCAGUUAGCAGAAACCAUCAAAGAUAUAUGGGAGCUGGAUAUCACUAACCGCUGGAGCUUGUACAAGCACUGGGUAUGCAAAGCCACACAUCAACUGACCAAGAAACUGCGAUUAGAGAAACAAGAAUAUCUAAAAGCAUCUCAAAGAUAUUGUGAAACUCGCAGUUUGCUGGACAGCAGGAUCAUGAAAGAAGCAUCGCUUGUUGCCAUGACUACAACUGCUGCAGCACGCUAUACAAGGACUCUGAAAGAAGUGGGCGCUCCUGUUGUCAUCAUAGAGGAAGCAGCACAGGUAUCUGAACAGCAUGUUCUCGGUGCCCUAUCACCCUCUUGUCAACAUUUGAUAAUGAUAGGUGACCACCAGCAACUGAGGCCAGCAUUCAAUGAUUACUCUCUUGCCAAGUCCCAUCAUACAGAUGUGUCACUGUUUGAACGCUUAGUGCGAAGUGGAAUUACUUAUCAGCAGCUUGAAAACCAGCACAGAAUGAGACCAGAAAUGUCACAGCUUCUAGUUCCACAUAUAUACAAGACACUGAAAGAUGAUGACUCUGUCUUCAGCUACCCUGAUGUCCGUGGCAUGGCAAGUAAUGUGUAUUUCCUUUCACACGAAAUAGAAGAAGACCACGAUGAGGAAUCUUUGAGCCACAGAAACAAACAUGAAGCUGACUUUCUGACAAAGUUGUACAGACACCUCAGAUUGCAGGGAUAUCUCUGCAGCGAGAUAACUGUGCUAGCAUUGUAUAAUGAUCAAGUUCAAGCUUUGAGGAAGAGGAUUAGAGAAACUGAGAAGGAUUUCUUAUUGCUUCACAGAAGGGAGGAGGAACAGCUCAAUUCUGAAAUCAAGUCUAUACAAAUGCGAACAAGACAAUCUGGUGUAAGAAUAACAUCAGUAGACAAUUUUCAGGGUGAAGAAAAUAAAAUCAUUCUACUCUCACUUGUUCGCAGCAAUAAAUCAUGUCGAAUAGGGCACCUUUCUGCAGCAAAUCGUGUUUGUGUUGCACUUUCCAGAGCCAAGGAAGGACUCUAUGUGAUUGGUAACAUGGAGUGUUUGGGGAAAGCCUCUUCUCUCUGGGACAAAGUAGUUACCAAAGCUGAAGAAAAAGGUAUGUGUGGAAACGUAUUGAAACUUAAAUGCUCCAAACAUCCAGAGAGAAUGAUGGGGGUUAAAACUGCCAAAGAUUUUGACCAAUACUCAGAUGGUGGAUGCAGUCAGGCAUGUAAUGCACGUCUCAGCUGUGGACAUACAUGCAGCAGAAGAUGCCACACUGAUGACCCAGAACACUCACAGAAAUGUGUCAAAGUAGUUCCUAAACUUUGCAAAGUGGGACAUUGUCAGGAAAAGAAAUGUUGUGAGGAAAUGGCUAAAUGUGAAGAAAUAAUUGAAGUCCAACUACCAAAGUGUGACCAUACUGCAAAGAUGCCGUGUUUCAAAGACAUCGGAGAUGUACAGUGUGAAGAAAGAUGUACAGAGAUAAUAUUAUGUGGUCAUGUUUGUCAAAGAAGGUGUGGAGAGGUUUGCAACACGGCAGACAAUUGCAAUGAACUUGUCAAGAAAACAGGAAAAUGCGGACAUUCCUGUCAGAUUGCAUGUUCCAAAACAAUUGUGUGUAAGAUUCCUUGCCAAGCACAGCUUGAUUGUGGUCAUCCAUGCAUGGGCACCUGUGGAACAUGUCAUCAAGGUCGCUUGCACCAACCUUGCAGGAAGAAAUGCGAGAGGAAAUUAAUUUGUGGGCAUCCCUGUGGAGCAUUUUGUACUGAAGUGUGUCCACCCUGUCGACGACAAUGUGAACAAAAGUGCAACCACAGUGUGUGUGGUGAUAAAUGUGGGGAUAUUUGCGUUCCCUGUAAGGAACCAUGCAGAUGGAGAUGUAGAAAGGAUUGUAGAAAUAAAUAUGCAUGCACCAAGCUUUGCUCUGAAGACUGCAACAGAGACCGAUGUGAUAUGCCUUGCCCAAGAACUAUGCCUUGUGGUCACAAGUGCAAAGCUUUGAAUUGUGAGAAGUGUUUCUGUAGAGAAUGCACAGACCAGGCACAGUUUGAAAUCUUCUUUGGAACCGAAGAUGAACAAGGUGCAGUGUUCUACAAACUACCAGACUGUAAACACAUCUUUGAGAUUACAUCACUCGACACGUACAUGGACAAUGAUAGUGAAAGCAUUGGAAUGAAAACAUGUCCAAGAUGUACCUCCACUAUCAUGACAUCAGAGCGAUAUGGUAAUUGUAUCCGCCAAUGUCAAAAAGAAAUUGAUGAAGUCAAAGAGAAACUAUUUUCCCAACCCAGUGAAAUGAAAAGAGAAAAGGGCAGACUCACUGACGAAUUAUCAAAGAUAGACAAUGAAGAACAAAAGGAUAUAUUCAUGAAACAGGUAUCUUCAACCAAAAACACUGAUGACGUAGCUCGUCUAUCAAAUCAGAUCGGGUUCUAUUUGAAUGUCAGGAGCACUGGAGACAAUUUGGACAGUGUCAUGGCUGGAGACAUUGCUGGAGACACGGUCCAGGACAUGAAAGAUGAGCUAUCCUGUUUGAUGGAAUGGGUUCUUGUAAAACGUGUCAGGUUCAGUGAUCAGGAACUAUCAGAGUUUAAAAUGGAGCUCACUAGAAUAAGACUCGGCUACCGAUAUCUCUUCAUGCAACAUAACCUGUCAGCUAUAGACGUUUCUGAAGAGAAGCGGAAGCGAGUGGGGGAGUCAACAGAGAGACUACGCAGUGGGAACAAGCUGUUGGAGGAUGAGCUGGAAGUCCUGCAGGAGGAACUGAAGAAGCUGGAAGCUGAACACCCUCACAGAGGACUUGGCAUUUCUGAUGACGAGCGUAUCAUGAUACUCAAGGCAAUGGGCUUUAAUCAAAAAGGACACUGGUUCAAGUGCAAGAAAGGUCAUAUUUAUGCAAUUGGUGAAUGCGGUGGAGCCAUGCAAGAAGGCAAGUGUCCUCAGUGUUCGGAGACUAUAGGAGGAUCGCAUCACCAGUUAAGGGAAGAUAACUCCCUGGCUACCGAAAUGGACGGAGCACAAUUUUCAGCUUGGUCGGAUCAGGCCAAUAUGGCUAAUUAUGACCUGGAUUAGCAUCCUUCAUAGUGAAGCAACAACAUAAAGGGGGAACACCCCCCAGAAAGGGAAGAUAACUCCCUGGCAAAUGAAAUGGAUGGAGCACAAUUUUCAGCUUGGUCGGAUCAGGCCAAAAUCUGAAUUAGCAUCUUGUUCAUGUUUCUUAAAGUUGUAUUGGCAACUUGUACAUUUAGUUCACAUUAGUAUAGAAUGUACCUGAAUGUUGUAUUUGGCAACUUGUACAUUUAGUUCACAUUAGUAUAGAAUGUACCUGAAUGUUGUAUUUGGCAACUUGUACAUUUAGUUCAAAUUAGUAUAGAAUGUACCUGAAUGUUGUAUUUGGCAAUUUGUACAUUUAGUUCACAUUAGUAUAGAAUGUACCUGAAUGUUGUAUUUGGUAACUUGUAUAUCUUGCUCACAUUAAUAUGGUAUGUACCUGAAUGUUGUAUUUGGGGACUUGUACAUGUUGUUCACAUUUGUAUAGAAUGUACCUGAAUGUUGUAUUUGGCAUCUUGUACAUCUUGUUCACAUUAGUGUAGAAUGAACCUAGACGUUGUAUUUGGCAACUUGUAUAGUUUGC